CUGACCCUCUGGCGGAAGCAACACACACUCAGUGUUUUCCGUAGUCAUCGUUGACAAACGCUAGCUGUUAACGGCGAGUAGUAAACUGCACAAAGAGAGCCGUUUAUUUGUCUUUGUUUAACCAUUAUCUGAACCAAGAAUGCCGCUGGAAAACCUGGAGGAAGAGGGUCUCCCCAAGAACCCCGAUCUGAGGAUAGCACAGCUGAAGUUUCUGCUCACAAUGGACGGGCACCGACAGGAUGUUAAAGUGAAGACCGAGCUCAUGGACGCUAUCAAAGCUAACAACAUGGCACCGUAUUAUGAGGGUCUGUGUAAGGAUCUGAAGUGGCCUCUGGACGGUGACCUGCUCAGUAAAAUGAAGAAGGCCAACGAGGAGGAGCUGAAGCGCCUGGAUGAUGUGCUGGAGGAUGCAGAGAAGAGCCUGGGAGAGAGUGAGAUCCGAGAUGCCAUGAUGGCCAGAGCUGAAUAUCUGAUCAGAAUUGGAGACAAGGAGGGCGCUCUCACAGCCUUCAGGAAGACUUAUGACAAGACAGUGGCUCUGGGUCACAGACUAGAUAUCGUCUUCUACCUGCUGAGGAUCGGACUCUUCUACAUGGAUAGCGACCUCAUCACACGCAACUCAGAGAAAGCCAAGAGCCUUAUCGAGGAGGGAGGAGACUGGGACAGGAGGAACCGCCUGAAGGUCUACCAGGGCCUGUACUGUGUGGCCAUCAGGGACUUCAAGCAAGCUGCAGAGCUCUUCCUCGACACAGUCUCCACCUUCACCUCCUACGAGUUAAUGGACUACAAGACCUUCGUCACCUACACAGUCUACGUGUGCAUGAUCGCCCUGAAGCGGCCCGACCUCCGUGAAAAGGUUAUAAAGGGAGCCGAGAUCUUGGAGGUGCUGCACAGCCUGCCUAAUGUACGCCAGUAUCUUUUCUCCCUGUACGAGUGCCGUUACUCCGUCUUCUUCCAGUCUCUGUCCAUGGUGGAGCAGGAGAUGAAGAAGGACUGGCUCUUUGCACCACACUACCGCUACUAUGUGAGGGAGAUGAGGAUCCAGGCGUACAGCCAGCUGCUCGAGUCCUACCGCUCCCUCACCCUGGGCUACAUGGCCGAGGCCUUCGGUGUCAGCACAGAGUUUAUCGACCAGGAACUCUCCCGAUUCAUAGCUGCCGGCCGGCUCCACUGUAAAAUUGAUAAAGUGAACGAGAUUGUGGAAACCAAUAGACCUGAUAGCAAAAACUGGCAGUACCAAGAAACCAUCAAGAAGGGCGACCUGCUGCUGAACAGAGUCCAGAAGUUGUCGAGAGUUAUCAACAUGUAACCGACGCGGCCAUCUUUUGAUGCUAGGGGAACUUGCAUUAUUCAUCUUGGUAUACCCGAACCAGUAGUCUGUCUGACAAAGUGACUCUUAUAUUGUGUAUAUAAUAAAAUUUGUUUAACUGUU
This is a messenger RNA of Eleginops maclovinus (Patagonian blennie), 1432 nucleotides long. RefSeq names its product proteasome 26S subunit, non-ATPase 6 (gene psmd6). The transcript is spliced from 8 exons. Gene Ontology annotation, biological process: proteasome-mediated ubiquitin-dependent protein catabolic process. Gene Ontology annotation, cellular component: proteasome regulatory particle. Gene Ontology annotation, molecular function: protein binding. The coding region runs from base 140 to 1309 and encodes 389 amino acids. NCBI's taxonomy places the organism in Eukaryota, Metazoa, Chordata, Actinopteri, Perciformes, Eleginopidae. The record is from RefSeq and is a predicted model, not a curated record.